AUCGGAAAUCAGUACAAACAGUUACUGUUCAAUGGGAUAUGUUUGUUUGAAUGGUUCAAGUGUGGACUGUUGCUUCUGGGACAUUCUAGAUAAUAACGGCGUGACUUGAUUUCUGACCGGUGAGAAUGUUGCGUGCAUUUGCUGCCUUCCGUGGUGCUGUGACUCCUGUUAGACACGGAGUUGUCCAGAGGUUCUAUGCCAAGGAGGUUAAAUUUGGAGCCGACGCGAGGUCAGCUAUGUUGGUUGGCGUCGACAUACUUACAGAUGCUGUGGCAGUGACCAUGGGCCCUAAAGGUCGUAAUGUCAUAAUAGAGAGCUCAUGGAAAUCUCCUAAAAUUACCAAGGACGGAGUAACAGUUGCAAAGGGAAUCGAGCUGAAGGAUAAAUUCCAGAACAUAGGUGCCAAAUUAGUGCAGGAUGUUGCUAACAACACUAACGAGGAGGCUGGGGAUGGUACAACAACAGCUACCGUUUUGGCUCGAGCAAUAGCUAAAGAAGGAUUUGAAAAGAUCAGCAAGGGCGCGAAUCCCAUUGAGUUUCGAAGAGGUGUGAUGGCUGCAGUUGAUGCUGUCGUUAAAGAGCUUAAGUCUUUGUCAAAGCCUAUAUCAACCCCAGAAGAAAUAGCACAAGUGGCAACAAUAUCGGCCAACGGUGACAAAGCGAUUGGAGACCUCAUUGCUACUGCUAUGAAAAAGGUUGGAAACGAUGGUACAAUAACUGUCAAGGAUGGGAAAACUCUAAACGAUGAGUUGGAGUUCAUCGAGGGUAUGAAAUUUGAUCGUGGCUACAUUUCCCCUUAUUUUAUGAAUACUGAAAAGGGGGCGCGGUGUGAAUUUCAGGAUGCAUUUGUUUUAUUUUCUGAGAAAAAGAUCAAUAGUAUUCAAACACUGUUGCCAGCUCUUGAACUAUGUCAUCAACAAAAGCGACCACUGCUUAUCAUAGCUGAAGAUGUUGAGGGUGAGGCGCUCACAGCUCUCGUUCUUAAUCGGUUAAAGCUGGGCUUACAAGUGUGUGCAGUCAAGGCACCAGGCUUCGGAGACAAUCGCAAAAAUACUCUUAGGGACAUGGCCAUAGCGACUGGUGGAAUUGUGUUUGGAGAUGAGGCUGAUAUGUACAAAUUAGAAGAUGUACAAUUGCAAGACCUAGGGCGUGUGGCUGAGACUGUCGUUACAAAAGACGAUUGUCUGCUGAUGCGUGGCCGUGGAAGUAAAACAGAUGUAGACAAACGAAUCGCACAGAUCAAAGAUGAAAUGGAAGCUUCUAGCAGUGAAUAUGAGAAAGAGAAAAUGCAUGAACGUUUAGCCAAGCUCUCCAAUGGUGUUGCGGUUAUUAAGGUUGGUGGAAGCAGUGAAGUCGAAGUUAGUGAGAAGAAAGACCGAUACACAGAUGCGCUCAACGCAACACGAGCGGCAAUUGAGGAGGGAAUAGUGCCCGGUGGUGGGACUGCGUUACUUCGCUGUAUCCCAAUUCUGAAAUCACUAGAAACCAAAAACGAAGAUCAGCGUACAGGUGUGCAAAUAGUCCUGCGUGCGCUUUCAACUCCCUGUUAUACCAUCGCUCACAAUGCCGGUGUUAAUGCAUCUGUUGUUGUCGAAAAGGUCAUGAGCAUGAGUCAGAAUAUGGGUUAUGAUGCUCAGAACGAUGUGUAUGUCGACAUGAUCAGUGCUGGGAUCAUUGAUCCUACUAAAGUCGUUCGAACCGCACUGGUUGAUGCAGCUGGUGUUGCUUCCUUACUAACAACUGCAGAGACUGUGGUCACCGAUCUCCCGAAGGAAGAGACAGGAGCAAAUGCUGCAGGAAUGGCCGGGAUGGGAGGUAUGGGUGGAAUGGGUGGCAUGAUGUGAUGAAACACUGCACAUCUACUUUGCAUUUUGAAACUUUUCUACGUCGUAGUUGAUUAUAUGUGGUAGAUGAUCCAUUUGUUCAAAGUCCCUGAUUUUCCCUCAAAUAUACAUAAUUUAACU
This is a messenger RNA of Schistosoma turkestanicum, 1964 nucleotides long. The record is from the annotation of a GenBank genome assembly. Lineage: Eukaryota; Metazoa; Platyhelminthes; Trematoda; Strigeidida; Schistosomatidae.